GACUGCCCGUCGUAGCGGAGCGAGGGGCAAACGAGGAUGCCGAUUUCGUGCCCAAGGACCCAGCGGGUACCCUGUUCUCUUUCAGGACGCUCCUGCGGUACACCGGCUCAGGCUGGCUCAUGAGCCUGGCCUACUUGGACCCGGGCAACCUGGAGAGCGACCUGCAGAGCGGCGCCUACACGGGCUACAGCCUGGUCUGGGUGCUGUUCUGGUGCACCGCGGCGGGGCUCCUGCUGCAGGUGCUGGCCGCGCGCCUGGGCGUGGUUACCGGGUUGAACCUCGCGCAGACGUGCCGGCAGGAAUAUUCCCGACCAACCUCUCGGGUGCUCUGGGUGAUGACAGAGAUUGCGAUCAUCGGCUCGGACGUGCAGGAGGUGCUUGGCAGCGCGAUCGCCCUCAAGACGCUCUUCGGCUGGCCCCUCUGGCUUGGAUCCCUAGUCACUGGCCUCGACACCUUCACCUUUAUGCUCGUGCACUACCUCGGGAAGCGCCUGCUGGAGUUGCUCAUUUUUGUUCUCAUUGUCCUGAUGAUGGUGUGUUUCUCGCUUAACUGGGGCCUCGAUGUGCCCCCCGCAGCGGACAUGCUGAAGGGCUUCGUGCCCCAGGCCCCCAUCUAUGCCGUUGUACAGCUGGUCGGCACCAUUGGCGCGGUGAUCAUGCCUCACAACAUCUAUCUGCACAGCGCCCUGGUCCAGCAGCGCAACCUCGACCGCACCGACGACCAGCACGUGCGCCAGGCGAACAAGUACAUGUUCUUGGACAGUGCCGUGGCCCUCGCAAACGCGGGAGACGUGGGCCCCCUGGCCUGCGUCUUCCACGUGAGCAAGCCCUCCGAUCAGUGCCAGGGCCUAGCUUGCGAGGCCUGCGGAGCAAAGGGCGCGACCGGGUUCUGCAGCGAGAUCGGCCUCGAGAGCGCGGCGGGCGCGCUGGUGAAGCUCUUCGGUCGGCACGGCGACCUCGCGCGGACCCUCUUCGCUCUCGGCGUUCUGGCCGCCGGGCAGGCGUCCACGAUGACUGGUACCUUUGCGGGGCAGUACGUCAUGGAGGGUUUCAUGGAGUGGCGGGUCCCCAUGUGGGUGCGCACGCUGCUCACGCGGUCCAUUGCGCUGGGGCCCGCUGUCGCCGUCGCCUUGCUCGCGUCUUCGACGCCAAACCUCAGCAACACUGCGAACGAGUGGCUGAACAUCCUGCAGUCGGUGCAGCUGCCCUUCGCGCUGUUGCCAGUGCUCCACUUCAACGCGGACAGGAGAGUGAUGGGUCAGCACGUGCUGUCGCCGGGCUGGCAGGCGGUCUGCUGGUCCAUAGCCUGCCUUGUCAUCGCCGCGAACGUCUACCUCGUCAUUCAGCAGGUCGCGGAGAGCUCGUGGCUCGCCUGGCUGCUGAUCUUGCUGGCAUUCGGGGCCUACCUGUUCUUCAUCUCGAAGAAG
Messenger RNA from Prorocentrum cordatum, 1427 nucleotides. NCBI's taxonomy places the organism in Eukaryota, Dinophyceae, Prorocentrales, Prorocentraceae. The record is from the annotation of a GenBank genome assembly.